Messenger RNA from Rhodofomes roseus, 3207 nucleotides. RefSeq lists its product as uncharacterized. Bases 1 to 3207 code for a protein of 1068 amino acids. NCBI's taxonomy places the organism in Eukaryota, Fungi, Basidiomycota, Agaricomycetes, Polyporales, Fomitopsidaceae. The record is from RefSeq and is a predicted model, not a curated record. The transcript has a single exon.
AUGGCCUCUUACCCCGGAAGACUAACGGAGCGCGGUUUGGAACGCGACGCGAAUCGCGCCUCACUCGAACACGUGACCGUGCCACGGAGGCUUCGGCGCUUGGACCCCCGCGCUUCUUUCGAGCGCCCUCCUCCCUCGCUUUCUCUCCACCCAACCAUUCGGCGAGUGUUCGAGCCACCGAACCUCAGCCUUCCUCCACGAACGUUCGAGGUACCGAACUUCGUGUCUCUCUUGUCUACCCUCGCGCGAGCGUUCGAAUCCGAACCCCACGUGUACGGGAUGGUCGACCUCACCCGUUCAAACUCGGUCUCCCCCCGCUUCCGCUCCACUCUCUGGUUCCCGCAACACUAUGAGGCCCUUCCUCCUCGACCGGAAUCUCGAGACACCGCUUGGAAGCUCUACCGAGCCCACCGAGUCGUCCGGGUCGCCGCCUCGCUAGGUAACGGCGACUACGCAGUGACUCCGAACGCGGACUUCAUCCCGCCGUUCCCUCCCGGCCCUUCAGAUAGGGAGGACGUGUUCUCCGACGGACGACGCGGCAAGUUUGAGCCAGGAUACCACCCUCAAGCCUGGAAUACUUCCAGGGGACACUGGCCCUUCAUGUUCGAGGUGCCCGACGGUGACGAAGGCGCGGACCCCGCCUACGUCACACUGGAGUUCACGAAGAAAGGAACGGGCACCUUCCACGUUCACAAUCAGCAGACGGGAAAGGGAUCCCCGACGGCGACCUUUGCUCAGGCCUUGCAGGUCCUCUACGACGCGGAGGUGACGCGCGCCGAAUCGUUCUUCGCGCGGGAUAGCAACCCGCCCCAAUCCUUGGUCUUGCGCCCGGCUGCCGUUCGAGAGGCGCUCUACCAGUUCCCCGUUGAACUGACGGAUCUUUUCUCCGCUCGGAAGAAAGCCGCCCUCAUCCAACACCACCUUAGGGAACUUCGCGCCUACUCCUACCGCGCUUACUUACAGGAGUCACUAGAAAAUGGCAAGAUGUCCUUCCCCAGCGCCGAGACGAUGGGAGUAGGAUGUUGGAUCCGGGAGGGAAAUGAGGAACUCCUCAAGAGCCUGUCCUGGUUCGGCAUUCGAGUAUGGUACGAGCGUCGAUCACCGGUCCCCUUCCCUAGCUCCCUGCGGCCAGUACGAGGACUCGACCCUCGCUUAUCAAGGGAAGGUUGGGACGAAGAGAUUCACGACCACAAGCCAUACGUGGGGAAGCGAGGAAGGAAACGUCUUGCAGAAAUCGAGGCAGAGCUUCGCGCCGAUGAGGACUCCGACUUCGACUGGGACGACCCCGAAGAUCUACCUGUCCCUUCCAAUCCUCCCUUCAUCCCGGGCCCUUCCAAGCCCCUUAAGCGCGCGGCGGCGGCUCUGGUCGCCUCGUUCGUACCAUCCAUCCCAUCCUUCCCGGACCCGGAAGAAGAAGGGUGGAAUAACAGCCCGGCCGUCGAACCAGCCGCCCCGUCCUCCCCUCCUCGGCCUUCGUCGCCGGUUCGUCAAAGAGAAAGCAAAACUCCGCCCCGCCGGGUCGACUCUCCAAUGGCCAUUUCGCCCCCACGCUCCGGGAACACUAACGAGCCGCUCGCAUCAACGUCGCACUCGGGAGCGGCCAUUCCCCGAUUGAGAAUCGACAAGGGUAAGAGUCGAGCUCUCUCUCCUCCUCGCCGUACGCACUCUCCCCAUCUUCGUCGCUCGCCCCCUUCAUCUCGCCAUCGUCGCCGACCCCCGUCUCCUAUGACGCGCUUUCCCCGCCGCUCCUCUCGAUCCUGCUCCCCGAGGGAGAGAAGACAAUACGAGCGACCGCGCGGUCGUCAGCCGUCGCCUCGUCAAAUCUCUUCCCCGUCACGCCGCGAGCCGCGCGUCCUAUUACGCUCGCCUUCUCCGUAUCGACGAGAGUACGGCGGCGCUUACCGGCAGGUCCACGACGUCAACCCGGGUCGUUCCCUGGUCAGACCCCGGCGAGCAAGCCCAACCUUCCGUCGACGUUCGCGAAGUCCCGCGUCGUCGACCGGUCGCCCCCCGGCCAACCGAGGCCGGUCACCCCUACGACCCCCUGCCUCGCCGCCCCGCGUGCUCAGAGAAACGCACGAAGAACGUCAGUCGCUCGUCGAUCGGAUCGCCCCUGAGGCUCCGACUCCGGCGGUUCGUUCUCUGGCCGAACGGCUAGCACCGGUCAGCCUACUCGAACGACUGGCCGCCCCUCAGGAGGCAGUGGACGAGGAAAUCGGAGAGAGCAGCAGCACGUCGACCGCCCCGUCGCUAUUCAAUCGCCUGGCAAUACCCCUCGAGAGCCGCCUGUCGGACACGCUGACAGCAGGCCCGUCCACAAUCGCCCCCGCCACCCCUCCCCCGACAGCCCUCCACAUCGUCACGCUGCCUUCGGGCAUUCCUCUGCGCACACGGCUGCCCUUGUUCUCCGCCGCCGAAGUGGAUGAAUAUCUUCACCAUCCCUUCGAGCGAAGCGAGAACAUCGCGCCCUUCAGACAGUCUUGGGAGCACGAGCUGGGGCCCGCACCCUAUUUCCCAGCGGAAAGCAAGCGACCAUUGCCCUCCCCCCAACUCCUUCUAGCGGACGGGGAUGAGGGGUACCUGGCCACAAUCUUGUGGAUACAUUCGCGUACCGGGUACAUCGACGGGCUGCUGCGCGAACCGCACGAUUGGCCUGCCCUCAUCCACAAACAGUGGAAGUCGCGCCUACGCGGAAACCCGGACCUAGUUCGGGCAGCCAAAGGAACCAGUGUCCGGCCACUCCCGGAUACAGUCCUGCUGCCACUGCGCAACCCUCUCCCGAACGAGAAGGAGGAUGCAGUCUGGGAGCUCCGUACCUUCCAAUUCCGCUACAACUUUGAGCGGUUGGCGGCCGAAUUGCUACCUGGGUUGAGGGCGGCGUCCACGGAGUCAGCGAAAGGAGCCAUAUGGGCCAGCACACGCGACCGCGUGAGGCGUACUUGGGGACCGGGAACGACGCACUACCCGUCCGUGCACGAGCCGCGCUACUUGGACAGCGACGAUGACUUGGUACGGCUGCGACACUGGUUUGCGAUCGGGCGGCUGAUGCUCGAAUGGGACCUGAGAGCGGACGUCACUGCAGACCUACAGCUCGCGAUGGGGGGCUCUGUUACGGACGCGGUGGAACGCAUCAAGUCCGCGUACACCACUACGUACAAAAUGGUAUUCAAGAAUCGCGACCCGCACGUCUUCUGUGCACGUACAUAA